GGCUUUCUUACGAUGUUAUGGGAAUUACCCAACAAAAAAGGUUAUUAAUAAGAGCUAGACGCUUUUUGCGUCUGUUUUCUACAAAAAAAAAAAGUAAGAAAGAACACGAAAACUCUUCUCACAUCCUCCCAUAUCUCAGAUUCUCUCUCCGCUUCCAUUUCCCGACUUGCCCCUUUCUCUAUCUUCUCUUUUUUGGAAACAACAUGGGGGAAAGGAGAAAGAGACAACGGCGGCGAAUGACGCCCACGACAGUAAUGGCGGAGAGAUAGAAGGAAGGGGGGAAAAGACAGAGUCGGCCGGCGGCGAUGAGAGGUAGGUGUUUCUCGGGUUUGCAUGUCACAUUUUUUGAAUUUUCCAUAUCUAAUUUUUAUUUUUGUUUGGAAAUUUGGGGUUUCUAUUCGAGGAGAGGAGAAGGAGCAAGCUCUGGUGAUUUCAACGCCGAUGACGGCGCUAGUGUCGGGGAAAACGCCGACUGCGGCGGCGUGCAAUUAGGAAGUAAAGAAGGCAGGGGGAAUGGAAGGAAAAGAAGGCCUUCGGGCUCCCUGAGUUUCAUUGGUGGCGAGAAUGACGACGAAGGUUAAAUCUCCUUUUGCCAAGAAGAAAAGGAGAAGAAGCUGAGAUUUUGAAGAGGGAUUGUGUUAUGUUCUUGGUGUUGUCUGUUUGUGGGUUUGAGCCAGAAGAAGAAGAAAGAGCAAGGGCCAGAAGAAGAAGAAAGAGCAAGUAAGAAGAAAAUAGGGUUUACUUUCAUGGACCCGAAAGUCCAUACAAAACUGGAGAAGAAGGAGAAGAAAGAAUAGUGAGCAGAGACGUGGGAAAGAAGAAAAAGGCUCCCUCUUCUCUGUACCCCAAAGCUCUCUUUUAUAAUAGAGAUACACACUAUAGCUUAGACUUGUGGUGUAAUUUGAUUGGCUUUGAGGGUAGUAGUCUUUCUGUACUUUUCUGAUUGGUUUUUUUUAGUUAGUAGACCCUAUGUUGGAUUGGGCUUGGUAGGAGUUGAUUUUGGGUUUUGACUUAUGUUGACUAGGUUUGACCAGUUGACUUUGGCCUUUGACCUGGAUUGGUCCCUAACUUGUAGACUGGCAUUGACCGUGGGCUUUGGGUUUGACUUGACCCCAAUUUUUGUAGACAAGAUUUGACUAGUUGACUUUGGGCUUGAUCUAGG
Molecule: messenger RNA, 1162 nt
Organism: Linum tenue
Lineage: Eukaryota; Viridiplantae; Streptophyta; Magnoliopsida; Malpighiales; Linaceae
Source: the annotation of a GenBank genome assembly